Messenger RNA from Myotis lucifugus (little brown bat), 3943 nucleotides. It is a transcript of the gene WWC1, whose product is annotated as WW and C2 domain containing 1. Gene Ontology annotation, biological process: negative regulation of organ growth; regulation of hippo signaling; regulation of DNA-templated transcription. NCBI's taxonomy places the organism in Eukaryota, Metazoa, Chordata, Mammalia, Chiroptera, Vespertilionidae. The transcript is spliced from 23 exons. Gene Ontology annotation, cellular component: cytoplasm. Bases 16 to 3261 code for a protein of 1081 amino acids. The record is from RefSeq and is a predicted model, not a curated record. Gene Ontology annotation, molecular function: molecular adaptor activity; kinase binding.
UCAGAUGCACCAUUGAUGAAAUUAUUUCAUCAGUCCCCAGCGAGGAAUUUUGAAAGGUACACCAAACCGCUCACCUUCGCCGACUGCAUUAGCGAUGAGCUGCCUCUAGGAUGGGAAGAGGCGUAUGACCCACAGGUUGGAGAUUACUUCAUAGACCACAACACCAAAACCACUCAGAUCGAGGACCCCCGGGUGCAAUGGCGGCGGGAGCAGGAGCACAUGCUGAAGGAUUACCUGGUGGUGGCCCAGGAGGCCCUGAGUGCACAGAAGGAGAUCUACCAGGUGAAGCGGCAGCGUCUGGAGCUUGCACAGCAGGAGUAUCAGCAGCUGCAUGCCGUCUGGGAGCACAAGCUGGGCUCCCAGGUCAGCUUGGUCUCUGGUUCGUCGUCCAGCUCUAAGUAUGACCCUGAGAUCCUGAAAGCUGAAAUUGCCACUGCAAAGUCCCGGGUCAACAAGCUGAAGAGGGAAAUGGUUCACCUCCAGCAGGAGUUGCAGUUCAAAGAGCAUGGCUUCCAGACCCUGCAGAAAAUCGACAAGAAAAUGUCUGACGCUCAGGGCAGCUACAAACUGGAUGAAGCUCAGGCUGUCUUGAGAGAAACGAAAGCCAUCAAAAAGGCCAUCACCUGUGGAGAAAAGGAAAAGCAAGAUCUCAUUAAGAGCCUUGCGAUGCUGAAGGACGGCUUCCGGACCGACAGAGGGUCCCACUCUGACCUGUGGUCCAGCAGCAGCUCUCUGGAGAGUUCGGGUUUCCCGCUGCCGAAGCAGUACCUGGACAUGAGCUCCCAGACGGACAUCUCGGGAAGUUUCAGCACCAGCAGCCACAAUCAGUUGGCGGAGAAGGUCCGAUUGCGCCUUCGGUACGAAGAGGCUAAGAGGAGGAUCGCCAACCUGAAGAUCCAGCUGGCCAAGCUGGACAGUGAGGCCUGGCCUGGAGUGCUGGACUCGGAGAGGGACCGGCUGAUCCUCAUCAGUGAGAAGGAGGAGCUGCUGAAGGAGAUGCGCUUCAUCAGCCCCCGGAAGUGGACGCAGGGCGAGGUGGAGCAGCUGGAGAUGGCCCGCAAGCGGCUGGAGAAGGACCUGCAGGCAGCCCGGGACACCCAGAGCAAGGCGCUGACCGAGAGGUUGAAGUUAAACAGUAAGAGGAACCAGCUGGUGAGAGAACUGGAGGAAGCCACCCGGCAGGUGGCAGCUCUGCAUUCCCAGCUGAAAAGCCUCUCGAGCAGCAUGCAGUCCCUGUCCUCAGGCAGCAGCCCUGGGUCCCUCACGUCCAGCCGGGGCUCCCUGGCUGCCUCCAGCUUGGACUCCUCCGCCUCCGCCAGCUUCACUGACCUCUACUAUGAUCCCUUUGAGCAGUUGGACUCGGAACUGCAGAGCAAGGUGGAGUUCCUGCUCCUGGAGGGGGCCACGGGCUUCCGGCCCUCGGGCUACAUCACCACCAUCCACGAGGACGAGGUGGCCAAGACCCAGAGGGCCGAGGGGGGCGGCCGCCUGCAGGCCCUGCGCUCCCUGACCGGCACCCCGAAGUCCAUGACUUCUCUGUCUCCACGCUCCUCCCUCUCCUCCCCGUCCCCGCCCUGCUCCCCUCUCAUCGAUGACCCCCUCCUGGCUGGAGACGCCUUCCUGAGCCCCCUGGAGUUUGAAGACCCGGAGCUGAGUGCCACUCUUUGCGAACUGAGCCUUGGCAGUGGCAGCCGGGAGAGGUACCAGCUGGAGGAACCCGGAAUGGAGGGCAAGCAGUUGGGCCAAGCUGUGAAUACGGCCCAGGGGUGUGGCCUCAAAGUGGCCUGCGUCUCGGCUGCCGUGUCGGAUGAAUCCGUGGCCGGGGACAGCGGCGUGUAUGAGGCUUCCGUGCAGAGACUCGGUGCAUCAUCAGAAGCCCCUGCUUUCGACAGUGAGGAGCCAGACGCGGUGGGAGCAACCCGGGUUCAGGUUGCCCUGCAGUAUGACGAGAAGAAUAAGCAGUUUGCAAUAUUAAUCGUCCAGCUGAGUAACCUUUCUGCCCUGUUGCUGCAGCAGGACCAGAAAGUGAACAUCCGUGUGGCCGUCCUUCCCUGCUCCGAAAGCACCACCUGCCUGUUCCGGACGCGGCCUCUGGACGCCUCGGACGCCCUCGUGUUCAAUGAGGUGUUCUGGGUGUCCAUGUCCUACCCAGCCCUUCACCAGAAGACCUUAAGAGUCGACGUCUGUACCACUGACCAGAGCCAUCCGGAGGAUUGCCUGGGAGGCGCCCAGAUCAGCUUGGCUGAGGUGUGCCGGUCUGGGGAGAGGUCGACUCGCUGGUACAACCUCCUGAGCUACAAAUACUUGAAGCAACAGAGCAGGGAAUCCAAGCCAGGGGGAGCCCGAGCCCCCACCCCCGGGCCUGAGAGCACGGACGCCGUGUCUGCUCUGCUGGAACAGACAGCGGUGGAGCUGGAGAAGAGGCAGGAGGGAAGGAGCAGCACCCAGGACCUGGGAGACAGCUGGAGGUUCGAGGAGGAGACCAGUGACAACGAGACCGCAGCGGAGGAGGGAGAGGAGGAGGUUUUUGCCGAGAAAUCCUCACCAGAUCCGGAAGAGUGCCCGGCGGUAAAGGUGGACAAAGAGACCAACACAGAGACCCCUUCCCCGUCGCCCACUGUGGUGCGGCCCAAGGACCGGCGGGUGGGCACGCCCUCCCCAGCGCCAUUUCUUCGAGGAAGCACCAUCAUCCGCUCCAAGACCUUCUCCCCUGGACCCCAGAGCCAAUACGUGUGCCGGGUAAGCAAACAUGUGGCCCUUGCCCCUCCCACAGCGCCGGCUUCCUCUGAAUCGGUUGUUCGAAACUCUCUGGAGCGGCGCAGCGUCCGCAUGAAGCGGCCUUCAUCUUUCAAAUCCCUGCGCCACGAGCGCCUGAUGCGCACCUCGCUGGACCUGGAGUUAGACCUGCAGGCCACCCGGACCUGGCACAGCCAGCUGACGCAGGAGAUCUCGGUGCUGAGGGAGCUCAAGGAGCAGCUCGAACAAGCCCGGAGCCACGGGGAGAAGGAGCUGCCCCCGGGGUUGCGCGAGGACGAGCGCUUCCGCCUGCUGCUGAGGAUGCUGGAGAAGCAGAUGGACCGCGCGGGGCACAAAGGAGAGCUGCAGGCAGACAAGAUGAUGAGGGCGGCCGCCAAGGACGUGCACAGGCUCAGAGGCCAGAGCUGCAAGGAGCCCCCAGAAGUGCAGUCUUUCAGGGAGAAGAUGGCCUUUUUCACGCGGCCGCGGAUGAACAUCCCCACCCUCUCCGCGGACGACGUCUGAGCUCCAGAAAAGUAUUUCCUCUGGUCCAGGGACCCUGCCGUGAGCAGAGACUGUGGCCGCGUUAUUUAUGUGGUGUUAUAUGAAGGUUCUGCGUCCCACGUCCUCUAGCGCUCCUCUGGUUUGAAGAUGAAGAUUUUUUUUUUUAGUUUGGGUUCUAUUAUUAAAAAAAAAAAGAAGAAGAAGAAAAUACAAAAAAAAAAAAAAAACCACAGCAUUAAAACGACAAGAUUGUAUAGUUUGUAUAUUUAGGAAUGUAUUUUUGAGAAAGAAAAUUUAAAUGAACUAAAAGCAGUGUCCAGUUGCUGCUCUUCUUAAAAUAAAAUGGUUUAGAUUUUUUCUUUUUUUUUGUACAGCUCUGCCUUCUAGAGGUUUCAUGCAAUAAGUAAGUCAUGUUUUGGGGACGGUCACUCUAAAAGGACGCCCCGCAGACAUCACAGCACAGCUGUCCUUUCCUACCUAACAUAUUUUGUACAAUAUUUUAAAAUGCACAGCCAGCGUUUGGCGGAUUCUGGGGUGUGCCUGUGAAUCUUCACGAGCUGUGACGUGUUUUUACGCGGCCGCCUGAGGUGGAGCUGGCCACAGGCCUGCCCACGCUGUCUCAGAUGCCCAGUGAAGCCACUGACGUGAGUGAGGGAGGGCUUUUCAUUUUAUCUCCAUCAAUAAAGUGGCCUUUCUGAACGAA